Messenger RNA from Symbiodinium natans, 8145 nucleotides. Lineage: Eukaryota; Dinophyceae; Suessiales; Symbiodiniaceae. The record is from the annotation of a GenBank genome assembly.
AUGCUAAGGCAGCAAAGUCAGGCCCACCAGCAGAACCAGCAGUUGAUAGCUGCCCUCAUGAGAAGAAUGGAUUUGGAAGAGAAGCGUCGAAAUGAGGCUGAAGAGAAGGCAGCGGAGACCGCACGUUUGGUUGCGGAGGCUGCAGCUAGAGCCAAGAGCUACCUCGUCUUCGAGCUCUGUUCGAGCCCAUUGGUGCAGAAUAGAGCGGAGAAGUACCUUCCAUCUCUGCCGAUGCUAGAGCAUCAAGGCAUGAACAAGGGCAGGAUGCGAGAAGUGGAGACGUGGCAUGCCUACUUGGAGACACUGUCAUCGUGGCUUGCUCUUCAAGAUGAGUCUUUCGUUCGAGAGUUGCAACUCUGCGUCAAGCAAAAGAAUGAGAUCCUUCAGAAGGAUUUGGCGGAUGAUGUUGCUGCUCGAAGCAGAGUCCGAGUCUUCGAGGACCUCCACCGUGAUGGCGAUGAGGUUUGCGAAGCCUUCUGCUGGACGAGAAGUACUGUAGGCGCCCUGACUGGAAGCACCUCGAAGGGAGAUGCGGCAUACGUCUGCGCUUCGCUGCAGGGAUCGGACAUGGAGAUCGACUCUCUUCCUGUUGACAAGGAACCCAGGAAAGACAUUACUGCAGGACCAAGCAUCCUGAAGAAGACUUCGAAAGAAGUGAAGAGUGAUGAGAAGCCUGGAAAGGACGAGAAGUCUAUCCGCCAUGUCUUGACGGGAACGCCGUUUGUGCUGAGCAUGUCGGAACCUCGAAUGGAGGUGGAGCAAGAUUCCCACAACUCUCCAGCGGAGAGUACCGGGCAGGAGGUUGUGUUUUUGAAUGCACCCGUAGAGCCUGCACCAGCAGAGGCGGCGCCAGCCGAGACUGCGGACGCAGGGGCUUCAGUUGCCCCCUUCAAUGUUUUCUCGAGGCCUCCGAGUCAAGUUGCAGUACCUUCGCCUUCGGUGGCUGCAUCAGAGACAGGAGAAACGGAAGAGGAGGAAGCAUGGGGAAGAUGGAGGGCUCAAACGGUGGCAUCCACAAGCAAGCCUUCGCAGCCAUCAGACGAGCCGCCUCUGAUAGUGAAGUGGAGAAGCAUGCUGAGGGGGCCGCGCUACAGGUAUUUUAUGCAAGCGAUACGACAACAGCGAGAAGAUCUGAUUGCAUGUGGAUACCCUGUGCCGGCAAUUCCAGAGAACGACCUGGAACCUGCAGUUCCACUUAUGUCUAUCGGAGAUGGACUCGUUUAUUCUUCCCGCCAGGGGACCAUCUUUGCGUCAUUGACAGAUGCUUUGAUGACCGACGGCUACCUCCUCGAGGUUGGACAGAAGCGUCCAGACCCAGGUGUGGGACCGUGCCUGGGAACGGGGUGGUCCAAGAGGCUUCGCGAUCACGAUCCCGAUCCUCUGGAUGGAACGCCCUACAUCAGCGCAGAGGUUGCGUGGGCGCUGUGGCUGCCCGAGUUUCCGGAAGCCCCGGAUCAUGGAGGGAUCCUUCCGGUGAAGAGAAAGAGGGAUUUUUCCCAGCUCACCGACGAGUUGUUGGACGAGCAUACUACAAGGUUCGAAAUCGCGGGUCAAGGCCGCACUCUUCAUCAACGCGGCGUGCGUGCAAGGGACGCGCGUGCCGCUAUCGAAGGGUAUACUCCCGAUCCAAGUCACCUACGCCACCAGAGUGGCGGGGACGUGGCUGCGCUGGGUUACAUCAAGCGUAUCCUCAAGGUCCUGACCGUUUACGAGGCCAUGCCGGAAGCGGAACGCAACCUUUUGGCUGGAAUGUAUCCAGACGACGUCGAGCUCCAGCUCGAGUGGGUGCCAGGCUCAGCCAUCAGGCAUGGGUGGCGUGCGUUAAUGGGGGCAAUGGAUCAGCGCACCCGGCGCGAUAUCGAGUUCGAAGCAGUGGUCCGAAAACGGGAGGACUUGCAGUCCGCUCGACCCAAGGUCAAGGCCAGAAGGACGGCUGCAGCUGCUUCCACAGAUACUGGAGGUGGAAUUGGAGCGAUGGACGAAGGCUCGGAGACAGAGUCUGCAGAGUCAUCCUCGGCAAGUUCGUCGGACGAAUCGAUUCCAAUGGGGGAAUACAUGAUGCAGAGCCGGACCAGAGUUUUGGCGCUCAUCGAAGCGGAGAAAGCCUUGAAGGAUGUGGGCUCCUCUGCGCCGCCCCCACCGUCUCCUAUCAUUAUGGAGCCAUCGCCGGUCGCGACGGACGGGUACAAGUUCGAUCCAGCAGCCCUAGGAACCCCUCAGGGGGACACUGCGGCUCCUUCGACACCGGUGCCUCCUUCGCCUUCCGCAGUUUCAUUGGCCCCUUUGGAGUCCUUCAAGUUCUUGGAUGUUCCACCUGUUGCUCCUCCUGGUCCCUCGGGCCACAGUGUGGAGCCGAUGGUGGUGGAAAAGGAGCGGGAAAUUCCAGGUGCUCUGUCGAAAUCCAAGGCAGCACCAGCGGGGGCUACACCGAAGGCCUGGUCUGUGGUCCCAACUUCCUCGCCUUUGACGGUUCCAGAAGCGCCAGUGGCUGUAGAGUCUUUGCCUGCAGUUCCAGAGCCUACCUCCGAGACCGCUACAUCAUCCGCAGCGGGUGCCCUUCCGCCUCCGGGCGGCUUGGGUCAAACAGCCGAAGAGAGGGAGUUUGUGCUUCCUUCCCCUGGAGAAGCAUUGGAUGUUUUCGCUUGCUUGGCGAUCUAUGUGAUAGCAAGUUUCGAGGAGUUGGUGACUACCCUCAACUUGUAUCCCGAAAGUACCGUUUACACCAUCGUCGUAAAGGAGUCCGAGUGCGAAUCAAGUUUUAAAGCCUCUUUGAAGUUCGCAUGUAAGGCCAUGUGCUUGGGCCUUUGUCUCGACAGGUAUAUGCCUCCAAAGCCGAAGAAGAAGCCCGAACGACCAGUGGUGGAAGGAAGAGAUUACAUUCCCUUGGAAGGGGGAGAACCAGACGGGCCAGUGGAGAUCGGGAGCGAAGGCAGCUGGAGAGACUCUCUGCACUCGCAGCAGAGACGGAAAGGAUCCAACGGCGAGCAAGGGAACGAGCCUUGCAGGAACCAGUUCGGUUUCCAAAGUCAGGAGGGCCACCGCCACCAGCGGGCCCAGAACCAGAGCAAGCUCCAGAGUGUCCACCGCCAGGAGAAGAACGAGCUCCAGAGUGUCCACCUCCGGACCCAAUGCCGUGUGGUACGAAACUUCCUCUUCACACGCUGGACGGGGAACCCAGCAACGCAGCAGUGGCGGAACACAUCCGCCGGAAUGAGGAAGAGUAUGCUGCAAGACGUGCCGGUGCAAUUCCUUCAGGAGACGAAGCAAGAGCCAGGGAAUCCAAGGAAUUUGCUCGUGGAGUUGCAUACUUUCGAGCCAGGUACGGCCAGCGAAGCCAAAGCAGUGGAACAGCGAGUUCCAGCCGAGACACGGGGCCUGGGACCCUACAACCCAGGACGGGACCUGGGACCCUACAACCCAGGAUGGAAGAUGCGAGAAAUGAGCCAGGGAGCAGUUCCAGAGGACCACCUCCGAAGGAACGACCUGCUGGAAGCAAGGCGCCACCUCCAGAGCCAAAGGGACCACCACCGAAGCGAGGGGGAGCAACGCAAGCCACUACGCUCUACCCGAAUUCUCCUUGGAGGAGAGCAGAAAGGAGGAGAAUGCGAGAAAGGGGCGAGGAGCCAAACCCUGGAAAUGAGGAAGAUGAAUGGGGAGAUUGGUCAGGACGAUGAGGUCGACUACCAGAAGGAGAAAGCAGAGAUCGACUACCAGAAGGAGAAAGCAGAGAUCGACUACCAGAAGGAGAAAGCAGAGAUCGACUACCAGAAGGAGAAAGCAGAGAUCGACUACCAGGAGGAGAAAACAGAGAUCGACUACCAGGAGGAAUCAAAAUUCUAUGGCCUAUGUACAAACAAGAGCCUCUACUCCGACAAGACUAUGAAUGGAACAAGAGAUCCAUUGGUGAUGUGGAUUUGGACCAGUAUUCCAGGAGCAAAGAACCUCUACGACCCCAAGACUAUGCAAUUCGAUUGCAAUGGAGCAAUGGCAAUGAUGCUUAUGCUUGGAGCGCUUGAGCAGAGGGGCACGGAGAGAUCACUUGCGUUCGUGUGCUUGUGUGAGAAAACAACAGAGAGGUUGGAGCAACAAGCAAGCAGUUCGGAUGAUCUGAACCGAAGGAUUGAAAGUGCGACAAAGGCGAUCAAGGCACCAGAUGUUUGGAACCCACAAGCCUCGGGAGAGCAUCCACCGGAUUUUACAACCUGGAAACAUCAGUUUCUGAAUUGGCUAGGUUUUGCCGAUUCGCAGUACUCAGAAGCUCUAAGUAUGAUUGAAAGUCUGGGAGCAACGCCGAUCGAUGUUUCGACUCUCACUACAGUGGAGAGAGAACUUUCGACAAAGCUUUACCACAUACUGACUUCGUAUAUGCGGGGAGCAGCAACGCAACUGUCUCGAAAUUGGAGCAGGGAGCGAUGUGGGUAUCGUCUCUAUCAAAGUUUGCUUUGGGAAUACCAACCAGCCACCAAACAACGAGCUCUAACCCUCAGUCAAGCGAUUGGGAUGUUUCCCAACUUCGAUGGGGCCAAGAGCAUGGUGGAGCAGAUUGGUUCACUGGAAAACCUUGUUCGGGAGUACGAGAUCGCUUCAGGAAAGACCUACGAUCGAGAUUUGUUGAUGGGAGUUUUGCUUCGAUGUUCACCGAGGGCGAUUCGAGACCACCUUACUUUGACAAUGCCCGAAGGAACAAACUACAUGUCAGUGAAGCAAGCGAUUCUUUCAUACGAACAAAGCAGCAAAACUUGGGAUUACCAGACGGUGUUGAAGCAAAAGACCUUGCAGAACACAGCGAGCAGUUCAAAUGCAGAUCAAGGACCAGCACCAAUGGAAGUGGAUGCAGUGUACGAGAAAGGAGCUUUGGAGCAGGAUUUCGCCAAUGGAGAAAAGGUGGACGAAAAGGAAGCUACAAAGGAGGAAAGAAAGGACGAGGCAAAGGUUUCCACAAAGGAGGAAAGAAAGGCGGAAAGAAAGGUGGAAAGCAUGGCAAAGGAGGAAAGAAAGGUGGAGGCGAGCGAGGCCAGCACCGAGGUACCCCACUCGACAGUCGAGUCUGUUACUCCGUCGCAGAGUGCGAGCCAAUACAGGAUAAGGAGAGUGAGGAACAUUGAUUUCCAUCACAUUGCGAACACACCACCUGACGGCACAGAGCACUAUGAGCUUAGCGAAGUUUCAGAAGAAGAAGGUGAUUGGUUCACCAGAAGGAUAGAGGUGCAAGGACCAGAGUGCUACUACAUCGGGGAUGAGAGUGAGAACAAACAAGAUCAUGAGAGUGAUGAGCUGUAUCAAUGGUAUGAAAACAGCUUGGAAAGAGUUCAAGGAGGAUCGGAACCUCUCAAUGUGCGAAUGGUCCAGUUGGACACAAAGCAACAUGUGGUGAUCUUGGAUUCAGGUUGCAAGACGCACAAGGGGGUGCGAUGCGAGUUGAAGGGGGGCGAGACCUGGGGAGAAGAAACCCAGGCGGGGGAACUUGUAUCUCCCGAUGGUAAGGCACGGGUGCCUGUGGAAUACCAGAGGAAUAGCUUGAGAUUGACAGCGGAAGUUAGAGGAGUCGAGCAAGUCAGGGCAGUCAAGGUGACUUUGGCCUAUGACUUUGGUAAAGUCCCAGAGAAGGAUUGGAGCCUUCUACCGAAUGGAACGCCAGUCCAUCGCCAUUUUGGACUUGAGUUUGUAAAGCCGCCGACAGGUACUUGGAAGUACAGGACCACCAUCGUGAAGGUGGGCAACGAAUGGGAAGUGAUUGAAGUGCCAGUGCCGAAAGGAGUUGUGAAGCAGCAAGGAAAGGCAGGAGGACACCAAGAGUUGGAACUCGACAUGGGAAGUACUAUUGUGGUGAAUGGAGAGUCACUCACAGCAACGAGUGAGAUUGAGAAGCUGCGAGAAGGUUGUCGGUAUUUGGGUUUGAGCGUCUCAGGGUCAAAGGUGAAGAUGUUCAGGAGACUGUGCAACUACCUCACCGAAGACAGAGAUGAGGACGCAGAAGAAGUUGCAGACAGGCUGAGGAAGCAAAGGCCCAAAGCAAGAACAAGACCCGGAGUGCCCGAACCGACAGAAGCAGAGAUUGAAGAGCAUAUGGCAACCCACAUGCCAAUGCAACCAUGGUGUGAUUUCUGUGCAGCAGCAAAGUCGAAACAGGACCAUACCCCACAAAGCAGUGAAGCAAAGUAUGAAGACCCAGGAAAGCCAGUGAUCCAGAUGGACUUCAUGUACAUGGGUCAGAACAGUGUGAGUCUGAUCAUUCUUGAUUCAUGGACUCGAUUUUCGUGGGCGAUUCCAGUGCCGGGGAAAGCACCGACGAAGAAGUUGGCCGAGAAAGUGGUGAAGUUUUCUCUCGAGAUGAACUACAUUUCCGAAGAAGUUCUGUUUGCGAUUGAUGUGGAGCCAGCGACAACAGCCUUACUGGAUUUGAUUGUAGCAAUACGACAAAAGUUAGGCUACAAGGCUGGAAAGUAUCCAAACAAGCCCUACCACAAAGGAAGAACAGCGAGAGUGGAACGCCACAUUCAGAACCUCAGGAGACAAAGCCUCACGAUGAUUGAAAUGGUCGAGGAUCGGAUUGGGGAAAAGAUUCCUGAAGAUCAUGCUUUACGAGCGUGGGCAAUUCACCACGCAGCAUGGUUGUUCAACAGGUACCACCUACACUCAGGGACGCAGAGUACAGCUUUCCAAUUGGUCUACGGGAGACCAUACCAAGGGCAGAUUUUACCCUUCGGAGAGUAUGUGUUUGGUCUGGCCAAGCCUGGAGGAGUGAAGAAUCGAUCCUUGUGGACAGGAGGAAUAUGGGUUGGAAAGGACGACCGGGACAUGGACGUGAUUACAUCAAAAGAUGGGAUCUUUACGUCAAGAUCUGCAGAGAGAAAGAAGGAGGAGAAAAUGAGCCAGAGCCAGCAGGAGAUGAAGCAGGCGGGGGACAAAAGAGAGAAACUGAAGGAGAAGGAAGAGAGGAACCUGCGAAAGCUAGUAAAACAGCAGAUGCUGAGGAGAAAAGCUGAACUUGACAAACUCGCCAACAUGAAGGUUGUGAAGACGAUCAAGAAGGAAGAGUGUUCAGAGGAAGGACACGCAGCAGUGCGAAUGAUGUUUCUUUUUCAUCUCAUCUACAAUUGGGAGCUUACAGUUCUUGACAUUCGUGACGCAUUCUUGCAAGUCAAGCAGAAAGCUCUGAUGUAUGCUGAUAUCUCACCGUGGAUUCGAACACUACUUGGUUUGGAUGAAGACCAUGUAUGGAAAGUGGAGAAGUGUCUGCCAGGGCAAAGAUCAGCGGCAGAACAAUGGUUUACCCAUUUGGUUGAGAUUUUGAAGCGUUUGGGAUUUGAGCAAUUUGUUGGGAUACCCUCAAUCUUGAAGCACCGAGUGAAGAAGAUUGCAGUGUCGAUUCAUGUCGACGACGAGCUAGUUGCAGGUGCGAAAGGCGAAGGAAGAUGGCUGAUAUGCGAGCUAGAGAAGUUUUUCAAGCUCACAGUUGAGGGACCGUUCCCAUCCCACCGGGGAUCGGGAGAACAGCUUCAUUACCUGAAGAGGACCUAUGAGUUCCUUGAAGAAGGAAUUUUGGUGACAGUGUCGAAGAAGCACUACGAGAAGCUUAAAGGACUCUACAAGCUGGGGAACCGAAAGCCAAGACAAACCCCAGAGCACCAGCUGAUUGGAACAGUGGACAAUUCCAAAGAACUGGAGGAGAACGAGUGCAAGAAGUUUCGUUCAGCGUUGGGAACACUGUUGUACAUUUCUCAAGACCGAUGGGAUUUACAGCAUGUGACGAAGUGUUUGGCAAGUAAGAUGUCGAAGCCAACGGAACAAGCGUUAACCUGUUUGAAACAAGCUUUGCUCUAUGUGCAAGGAACAGAGCAACUGGGAUUCCUACUGAAGUACACAAAGGUUGGAAACAAGAUGCUGGAUGCGAAAGUUACUCGUGGAGAUCCGGAUGGAUUCAAGUGCGGGAAGACAAUGGAUGAUGCGAACAGGAGAGAUUUCUCAUGUACCAUAUUGGAGCCAUGGUGUGGAAUGGAGAAAGUCAUGAGCGUUAUGGGAAAGAAGAAGCAAUGGAACAUGUGGCAGGUGAAGUUUGCCGAAGCCAAGUUCGAGCACUACGACAGCCAGACGAUUUUGGAGGACGAGAACGAGAAGAACGAGAAUUUGUUUUCAUCUAUGUGA